AUGCUGUAUGAUCUGAUACUUAUUCAGGUGCACCUCGGAGACUUGCGCAUUGAUUCAAGAGACCCCAGCACAUUAAUUUUGGUUAAAUCUAUAACACCGCCCUACAUCUACUCCUCCACUAUCAUCAUCGUGGAAGAUGAGGCUGGUGAUGUGGCGAGACUCACGGUUUGUAAUUUGGAACACACGAUGAUUGACCCCCUUAUUUCCGAAGGCGACAUCCUUGCUAUCAAGCAACCAUGCUGGAGUCGACUCCUUGACGGAGGCUAUCACAUCCGCGUUGAUCACCCUUCUGACCUUGUUCAACUUCAGCCAAACGAUGACCUAGUGAAUGAGGGCUGGAGGAUAUCGGAAGAUAUGGAGUUAGGUAAGGAUGCUACUGAGUGGAAGAAAGAGGGUGACAUGAUGUUCUUGAAAAAGCGAUUUCGGAAAGCUCUUAAAUGCUACGACCACGGCCUCCGAUACCUCUCCACGCACCCCAGCUCCGCCUCGUCAAUCGAUCUCUACCGCAAAAAAUGCGGUGUGAACAUUGUCCUCCUGCGUCUCGACGCCGCCGCCGAAGACCUCUCUCUUGCCAUCUCCCUCUACGCUCUCUCCAACCCAUCCCUAACCACAUCUCCCCUCGUCAACCCUUCCAUCAUCGAAUCCUGGUUACACAGCCAUUCCACCUCCGACCCAUUAAACAUCUCCGCCCUGGUCUCCCACCCUCUCCGCUCUCUUGCCGCCCGUAUCAAAUUCGAUCUCGGGAUCUUCCAAACAACAGCAACCUAUAACCUCCCUCUCAUUUCCUCUUAUGUCGGUCCCCUAACACUGCACGUGGACGCAGCGACAUAUAUCUCAGACACCGAGGUCCGGAAAACCGCAUUACAUGGCCGGGGGCUGUUCGCUAAACGCGCCUUCCAAACGGGAGAGUUAAUCUGUGUGGAGAAAGGCUUUGUGCUUCCUGGAUAUUUUAUUAAUGAUAGGAGCAGCGAUUGUCUGUUGUAUAAUCUAGGAAAUGGAACGGCGGCUCCAAGGCCGGGCGCGUUGCUGUUUAAGGAGCUGGUGCAGAAGUUGAAAUGGAAUCGGAGUUUGAGGAGGGAGUUUUUUGAGCUGGAUGAUGGGGGUUACGGGGAUGAGCAGGGAGUGGGAAACGGGGAGGGAGAUGAAGAUUGGAUGGUUGAUGUCUUCCGUAUCGAACGCAUCCGCACCCUAAACUGCUUCUCCGUACCCACCCGCUCUCUGGAUCUGCUCUCCCCUACGUACAAUCCCCACUCCAACCCUGAAAUGCGAAACGGCUUCUGGAUCCACGCCUCCUACAUCAACCACUCCUGCCUCCCCAACAGCGUCCGCACCUUCAUUGGCGAUGUGCACAUCCUACGCGCCACAAAACCCAUUGCUCCGGGGGAGGAGAUCACACAUCAGUAUAUCAGCCCAGACAUCGAUAUCAUGGAACGCCAGGAGAAAUUCAAAGUGACGUGGGGGUUUGAGUGCGAUUGUAGGCUUUGCGAGAUAGAUGGUGGGAUUGGAGAAGAGGUGAGAAGGCAGAGGGUGUUGUUGUUUGAGGAACUGAAAGCUGCUGUCAUGAAGUUGGGGGGCCAGGGACCGCUAACGAUCACAGCAGUUAAGAAGAUUGCAAGGAUGACGGGGAGGUUGGAGGCCGAUGGGGAGAAGGAUUUAUAUGCUACCCUGCCUCGACUCGCGCUUGUGCAUCCCACGUUGUUUCUCACGGAGGCAUGGCGCGGGGUUAAGAAUGUCGACAAAAUGAUCGAGUCUUCGAGGAAACUGCUCAGGAAUUUCGGGCUCUUGACGGUGGUUGAGGGAGACAGGUUCGAGGUUUCGUCGAAUGCUGGGUUGGUUAAUGUGGAGGCUGUAAGAGCGCUCAAGUAUUUGGCGGAGGGUUAUACGGCAAAGGGGCAGCCAACACUAGCUGAGAAGUGUCGCGAGAUUGCAAGGCUGUGGUUUUUGGUUAUUACAGGUGCGGAAGUGGGGAUGGAGGAGUUUAUGAAACAGUAA
Molecule: messenger RNA, 1992 nt
Organism: Lindgomyces ingoldianus
Lineage: Eukaryota; Fungi; Ascomycota; Dothideomycetes; Pleosporales; Lindgomycetaceae
Product: SET domain-containing protein
Exons: 4
Coding region: 1-1992 (663 amino acids)
Molecular function (GO): protein binding
Source: RefSeq, a predicted model, not a curated record